Molecule: messenger RNA, 597 nt
Organism: Staurois parvus
Lineage: Eukaryota; Metazoa; Chordata; Amphibia; Anura; Ranidae
Source: the annotation of a GenBank genome assembly
AGUAGGUCUAAUAAAUGUCAGGUCAUGUGUGGAUUUACAUAAUCACUAGAUUGCCAAAAGUACUGGGCCCGCCCUCCCCAUUCAGGUGCUCCAAUCCUGAUUCAGGUGCUCCAAUCCCCUCCCAAUCCUGCUUCAGGUGCUCCAAUCCCCUCCCAAUCCUGAUUCAGGUGCUCCAAUCCCCUCCCAAUCGUGAUUCAGUGUUCCAAUCCCCUCCAAUCGUGAUUCCAAUCCCCUCCCAAUCAUGUGAUUCAGGUGUUCCAAUCCCCUCCAUGGACACAGGUGUAUACAAUCAAGCCCCUAGGCAUGCAGACUGCUUCUACAAACAUUGGUGAAAGAAUGGGUCGCUCUCAGGAGCUCAGUGACUCCAAGCGUGGUCCCGGGAUAGGUGGCCACCUGGGCAAUAAGUCCAUCCGUGACAUUUCCUGGCUACUAAAUAUUCCACGCUCAACUGUUAGUGGGAUUAUAACAAAGUGGAAGCAACUGGGAACAACAGCCACUCAGCCACCAAGUGGUAGGCCACGUCACAUGACAGAGCGGGAUCAGCUGAAGCACACAGUGCAGAAGUCGCCAACUAUCUGCAGAGUCAAUAAAGACCCC